Sphaeramia orbicularis (orbiculate cardinalfish) is the source of this 1104-nucleotide messenger RNA. RefSeq names its product ISG15 ubiquitin like modifier (gene isg15). Bases 356 to 823 code for a protein of 155 amino acids. Gene Ontology annotation, molecular function: protein binding. The record is from RefSeq and is a predicted model, not a curated record. The transcript has 2 exons. Lineage: Eukaryota; Metazoa; Chordata; Actinopteri; Kurtiformes; Apogonidae.
UUAAGUAUCAGCUGCUCUUGUUUAUCACUAACAGCUGAGUUCCCUUGGCCCAACCUGUUGUAAUAAACUGACUGUAACAGGUCGUAUUGUAAAGUUAACUCAUACAUGAACUUGUGUGGACACGGUUUAUUAUGAACUCAGCCAAAGUUAGGGAGAAUAGAAACCGAAAGUAAUUGAGCCAGUUGAAUGGAAAACGAAUCUGAAGCGAAUAAGAGGCGGUCCCGAAGCAGAUUAUAAAAACAGCAUAGAUGCACACCUCUGUCACAGCUGCUCCGGAGCAUCAGUUGUUUACUUGCCAUCAGCUGGACGUCUGUUAUUCGUGAGAGUUACCGAAGUGAUCUCAAGGACUGUCAGUAUGGAAAUAACCAUCAAAACACUGACUGGGACCCCCCACACCCUGACGGUCUCUCCAGGGGACACUGUGAGCUCCCUGAAGAGCCUCAUCCAGACCAGACUAAACAUCCCAAUUCUCAGCCAGAGGUUGGCGUAUGUCAGUGGUCAGAAUAUCCCCCUGAACGACGACCGCAGACCCCUCAGCUCCUACGGCCUGCACACCGGCUCCGUGGUGUCCCUGCUGGUGACUGAUCCGGCUCCGUUUCAGGUGUUUGUCAAGAAUGAGAAGGGACGGACGAACACCUAUGACAUUAAACCGGACGUCACUGUGCAGGAGUUCAAAAAAAAAGUCUACGCCAGAGAGCAGGUUCCGGUGGACCAGCAGAGACUAAUCCACGAAGGGAAGGAGAUGAUGCAGGGGACCCUGGCGGAUUAUGGUGUGAGACCUCUGUCCACCAUCUACAUGACUCUGCGGCUCAGAGGAGGCUGAGGACACUGUCAGAUUUAAUUAUUUUUUAUUUAAUUCAUUUAUUUAACAGAUACAAAAGUCAGUGUACUGAUAAUUAUUUAGAUUUCUAACUUUAAUUUUCUAUCUAGAUUUUUUUUUUUUAAUUAAGAAAUGGUAACUGUUCACUGUUACAUAAAAAUAAAGGUAUUAAUAAUGAAACUUUGCACAUUCUGUAACAUUUCCUGUACCAUUCUUCAUCUUUAUUCUGAGUAGGACUCUAUCCUGUUCAGACCAACUACAAUAAAGACAACCAAGGCAUUCUU